AUGGCUAACAAGAUUACAGAUAUGGAUAACAAGAUUACUUCGCUCAAGGCAGAUACGGAUAACAAGUUUGCUAUAUUAGAGCACAAACAUUUAUACGUGUUUAAUUUUAUGAGAAGGUUGGUUGGGUACGAUGCUGUGAGUGUGCCAUUCUUGAAUAGGGAAGAAAACCAAGAAGAAUUACCCCCAGUUCUGUCUGUGCAAGACAUUGAUAGAUUAACGAAAGAACAGUGCCAGAAAUACUUGAGAGGAUACAAUGUUCAGUUUCAUCCAAAUGAAACCACCAAGCUAAAGGAAAGAUUACGGGAUGCACUAGGUUUAUUUGGUCACCCUGACCGUGAAUAUCAAUUUGCAUCUUUUUCCACCUAA
This is a messenger RNA of Debaryomyces fabryi, 366 nucleotides long. Its product is annotated as DUF1773 domain-containing protein. The record is from RefSeq and is a predicted model, not a curated record. Lineage: Eukaryota; Fungi; Ascomycota; Pichiomycetes; Serinales; Debaryomycetaceae. The coding region runs from base 1 to 366 and encodes 121 amino acids. The transcript has a single exon.